Stylophora pistillata is the source of this 3465-nucleotide messenger RNA. RefSeq lists its product as uncharacterized. Gene Ontology annotation, cellular component: protein-containing complex; plasma membrane. Gene Ontology annotation, biological process: establishment or maintenance of epithelial cell apical/basal polarity; heterophilic cell-cell adhesion. The record is from RefSeq and is a predicted model, not a curated record. Lineage: Eukaryota; Metazoa; Cnidaria; Anthozoa; Scleractinia; Pocilloporidae. Gene Ontology annotation, molecular function: calcium ion binding; protein binding; carbohydrate binding.
AUGAAGGUGUUUCCAGGAUCUCCCAUGUUGGUGGUGCUUUUGGUUGUAUAUGAAAUUGCCUCUAUGGUUGAAGGACAAACUCUGGUCCAAAAUGGAAAGAUUAACUUCACUGCGUCAUAUCCUGACUUGCAUUAUUGCACGAACGUGCAGUUCCCUCGUGCAUUCUCCAGCUCGAGAAAUGUACGGGUGAUAACUUCCAUUAGCUAUGAGUCCAACACUCGCAGUGUACACAAUUCGGCUGUUGUGUGGACGUCAGACGUGACACAGAGCAGUUUUCGCGUAUGUGUAUUGGAGUCGGGACCCAGAACAAAUGGAUCCGCCGUCGUGAACUGGAUUGCAUUUCGAAGCGCUCCCUCUGGAAUGUUGGACGGCACCGCUUCCUUAAGUGCAUUUACCAGUGGAACAAAAUGUGAAAGGGUUACCUUUGCUCAGCGAUUUGCGUCAAUCCCAAAGGUACUGACUACAGUGCGUCACACUGUCAGCAACAAGCCACAGGACGCUAUGAAUGUCUGGAUUGAAGAACUCAAGGCGGAUUAUUUCAGAGUGUGCCUCAGGGAAGUGAAAACAUUUGAUGGAAAGCAUCAGAAUUUAAAAGUGGACUGGCUGGCAUUUACACGUCGAGGUGUUCAAUUUAAAUUUCAAGGAAAAUUGUUCUUUGAAAAUGGCGGAGCUCCUCGCGAAAAAGACAAUUACGCCUUUUGCAAGAUACACAAUUUUACCAAAGAGUUUUAUGCACCCCCUGUAGUCAUAGUAUCAGUAAAUCAUCUUUACGACAGCAAGAAUGUAUAUUCUAUAAAACCGGAGAACAAUGUUCUUAAUACUUGGAUUGAGGAAAUAACGAUCUCAUCAUUCCGGGUGUGUUUAAAAGACUUAGCAGGAAUGGAAAGUCAACAUGAUCCUGUUACUUUGGAUUACGCCGUUAUUGGAGAUCUUGAUCCUUGCAUCAAUGUUUCCUGUAAUUAUUUUGCCAUCUGCAAGGCAUUUGGACCAAAAGACGCCAGGUGCAUAUGCGUGGAUGAUUGUCCAUCGUACGACGAGCCUGUGUGUUCAUCCAAUGGAACAACAUACGACAACGAGUGCAUCUUUCAGAGAGAAAUGUGCGACUUGCAGGCCAAUUUUACUCUGUAUCACCCGGGUGAUUGUACAGGAUUCCCUUCACAGAAAGGUCGUCAUCGUCUUAAUCACCACCCAAACUGGGCUGAAGCAGUUUGUGAACAGGUCCCACUGGUUCCUUAUGUCUUCUAUCCUGACAAACCUGUUCACAUACAAGUAUCUGUUAAUCACGUCAACUUCUCAGAUCCCUCCUAUGUCCACGAGGCUGUUGUGGCCUGGGUCGAGGAUAUAAGAGAAAACAAUUUUACGGUUUGUGUCACUCAGGCUGGGAGGAAUGAGAAGAAAAAUGGAAAAACAUUCGCUUCAGUCGAUUGGUUAGCAUACCAGGGGGCCCCUGACGGAGGAGUGUCAGGUGAAAUGGACAUGCCGACAUGGUGGACUGGAACGAGCUGCCGUACAGUUUCGCUGCUUCCGAAAAAGUUCGAAUCAGUUCCUACUGUCCUUGUAUCGGCUCAGCAUGAAAGGCGGGGAGUGAAGCAUGAUGCGUCUUCUGUCUGGGUGGAAGAUUUGACGACAACUUCUUUCAAGAUCUGUAUCAGGGAACUGCAGAAUUUUGAUGGAACUCACCAAAGUAUCCAUGUGGAUUGGAUGGCAUUUGAAGAGCUUCAUCGACCCUUAUUUAGAGAACAUGGCUCAUUAUACUUUGCCAACGGGAAAAAACCAUCCAAAGAAUUUAACUAUGCUUUUUGCGAGGAUGUUGUUUUUAAGAAGCCCUACAACGACUCCCCAGCCAUUCUGGUAUCUGCCAACCAUUCAACAAAUGGAGGAAACCUUAAUCCAAUGUAUAACUCCAUAUCAGUCUGGGCUGAGUACAUCAACAAGACCGGCUUCAGAGCAUGCGUGAAGGAGAUAUUCGUGAACCAUCAUGAUCCUCUCUCAGUUUCAUAUGCAGUUAUGCCGGAUGUGUGUGAGCUAGGCUGGAAUUUCUACAAUGGGUCUUGUUACUACACCAGUGACACUUGUAAGACCUGGUCUGACGCUAGUACAAUCUGCAGAAGCAUGGGUGCUAACUUACCCGCUAUUGAAAGUCAAGAGGAGAAUGUCUACAUUCAACACAGACACAACAGUGAAAAGGCCUGGAUCGGUUUAAAUGACAUUGCUACAGAAGGAUUAUUCACCUGGGUGGAUGGAUGUCCAGAUAAAUUCCGUUAUUGGGCAGAGAGUCAACCUAACGACUUUCAGGGGGAGGACUGCGUACACUCUCUUGGUCCUAGACAUGGAUAUAUGUGGAAUGACAUAGACUGCUCGGCUUGUCAGCAAUAUACAUGUAAAAAAGAUUAUGAUGAAUGCAGUAGUUCUCCAUGUUUGAAUGGUGGAACUUGUGUGAACAAGAAAAGAAAUUUUACCUGCAUCUGCCCCCAAGCAUACAAAGGAAGAACAUGUGAUGAGUUCGACGAAUGUUCCAGUAGUCCUUGUCUAAAUAGUGGAACUUGUACUGAUGGGAUUAACAACUAUACUUGUUCCUGCCCUUCUCCUUAUUUUGGACGGCAGUGUCAAGAAACAGAUGAAUGUAAGUCUAGUCCUUGUUUUAACGGUGGAACCUGCGUGGAUGGAGUCUACAACUUUACUUGUGUUUGUCCUCGCUCGUAUGCCGGAUGGCGUUGUGAAGCUGUUGCCGGAACAUCGUGCAAAACCCUACUGGCAGAUGGAUUUACCUCAACUGGAUCAUACACUUUGAGAAUCAGUGGCUACUCUUUUCAGGUCUAUUGCGACAUGACAGGAAGCUCAGGUGGAUGGACACUCAUUGCUCGGUUUUCAAACUCGGAUGCGAAGAACUGGAUGAGAGAUGACGCGUACUGGUGGUACGACAUCCCGUCCUCACAGGGGUCCUACACGAGCACGUCCCCUAACUCUGACAUGAUAUCAGAAGCAUUCUGGAAAGUGAAAGGAACUGAGAUUAGAAUCACUCGCAGUGACGAUAGUUCACACUCUGCUCUUCUUCGUACAUACAAUAACUGCUUUGGUGGGAAAACAUUUAGAGGAUACAUGUCCUCUUAUGGAAAGUUUAGUUACCGUAAUGUUUGGUCCAAUGAUCGGUGUCUCGGUAGCUGCCCAGUUUAUUAUGGUGGAUGGUACCGGUCCACUGUUGGCUUUAGUCAGGCACAUUGCAGUAGCAAUAUUCAAGGAAGCCAUCACAUUGGAUUCUGGUGUCAGUGGGAUCGUGGUGAUGGUUCAGUUCUUAUGAUUGGAGGAGGAGGAAGUGGGUGCAGUCGAGCGGAUCAUGGUAUCGGGAUCACUGAGAAUACCUACGGAACAUUUGAUGACUGGCAUGAUCGAGGGGAGUUUGAUUUUGGAGAUGAAGCUGGCAACUCGCCUACUACAUCUUAUGCCUUAAAUUUAUGGAUUCGUUAG